GUAAAGGUUAAAACUCGGUUCAAACACCAGCCAGCUGCAUGAGAGGUAGCGUUUCAGCUUUUUUCCCCGGUUUCCCCCUUUGGAAAAGAGUGGAGUCGUUCAGCGGAAAAGCAGAUCAGCUGCUGGAGCCACUGUGAGGUGAUGCACUCAGACAGGUCUGAGUACGCCCACAGGCGGCAGCACGGUGACAGAGGCACGAGGCAGUGGGACGACUACAAUGACAGGUGGGAAGAAAGGCGCGAACCUCGCAGAGAUGCACCGUGGGAGUCCUAUCAUAAACAUGGUAAUGAUCACGGACAAAGUAGCUCAGAGAGGACGAGCAGGAGUAGAGAGUACAGUGACUCACCAAAGAGGAUGCACAGUAAAGACUCAUUUAACAGGGAGAGGAGUAGAAAGAGCCCAAUGAGGAGACCCGUGUCCUCACCCGAUUGGAGCAUCUCUGAAAAGAAAAGGCGACGGUUUACAGAGGAUGACAAAGAUAAUUACAGAUACAGGCGAGAGUCUGAAGACAAAACGUACCGACACUCACCGGACAGUUUUUCACGUGUACCCAAGGAUUUAAAACACACACUGCCACAGGAAGAGGAUUUCCGACAUAGGAAAACACUUCAAGAUUCCAGAAACAGGCAUCGACAUGAAGAGUUUACAUACAAGCAGCAACGUGAUGAUUUAACCUACAGACGGUCCUCUGGAUAUUACAAAGACAGAGAUGGUCAAGAAAGGAGCCGAGGCCGUUCACAAGACAGGACGCAAUCACAAGAUCACUCUAUGACGCAGAGUUAUGCGAAACCCAGAGAGAGCGAUGACAACCCAUCCACAGAUCAUGAUUAUCGUCCAAAUGGAACCAGAUUUCCAUUGAAUGGAUCAAGUGGACAGUGUCUUGACCAUGAUGUCACCUACCAAAGUCCCGCUGUUCCGGAGGAGAAGAAGGCAACCAACGGUUUCCAGCGUUUCCUCGACGUGCUUAACAAAGGCGUGAACGUGGACACACUCACCAAGAUAGUGACUCGGCCACCUACUGAAGAGGAGGAUCGACCAUGGUCUCCAUCUUCUUUCCCGAGCGCUGUAGAACGUUCUUGGUCUCCAAGGCAACAGGAAGGCCGACAGUACACCCAGAACUGGAAUGAGAGUGAGGAAUCCUACAGAGCGGCUUCUCCACAGCGGGGGCACAGGUCCUUCAGCCCACAGGGUGGUUCCCUGUCUGAUGAAAAGCCUCCGCAGAAGAGCGACAGAGGACGAAGCCACUUCAGCUCUAACAGUAGAUCCAGGUCGCCCUCAGUGGUGGAAACACACCACACACUGACGCCCGAAGAUGAGCACAAGCGCAGGCAAAUGCAGGAUGUUUUGCAGGCCAUCGGUAUGGAUCUAGGAUUCGAGGAACUGGGUCAAAUGUCGCAUCGGAUCCAGGAACGCUUGUAUGGGAAGAAGGACGGCGACUCGAUGGUCCGCCAUCGUAAAGGAAGCAGGGAAAGAGAAACGAGGCCGUCUUCCUCUCCAAAACGUCACAGCAGAUCAUCACCGUCUAGCAGAUCUAGUUUCAGCCCUGUAGCUCAGGACUUUUCUCUGCAAACAGACUCAUACAGCGCUCAGAGAGACGCAACAGACAUACAUCAAGCACAGAUUCCUCCAGCUGUUGAUUAUGCUCAGAAAAGCGGCAGUGGCCCUUUACAGGACAGCGAGAAAUGUGAAACUAACUAUCAAGAAGGCGCUGCUGUAUUUCAAACAUUUUCUCCAGACGCCACCCACACUAUAUCAGACGCACCCCCUCCUCCUCGACCCGUAAUGCCCACAUACCCUCCAGUCAACUAUUCGCCACUGUUGUACCCAGCCCUCCCUCCGGCUAUGCCUCCUAACUUGCCCAACGUAGGCCCAAGGUUUCUCUUACCUCAUCUGCCUCCCUUCCUCCCUUACCCCUGUGUCCCACCUUUAAACAUCCACCCAGCAGUACUUUCUCAAACAAGACAUCUCCUCCCACCACAGCUCACUAGUCACCAACCACCGUGUUUUAAUUUGCCAGAUGUGAAUCCGGUCCAAACACUGACCACCGCACAGAAGUCAAAGACGCUGCUUAGGCGUCGCUGUUUGCAGGUCAUUGAAACCAAACAACCCGGAUGAAGAUAAAGCACAAGAGGAAAUGAGACGUCCAAAAACAAGGCUGGAAAAGAUGAAAAAACACAGAUAAUAAUGCUGUGGUCAACAAGUUAAAUGACUAACCUCCAGGUGCUGAUGGAGGGGGCCUCAAAUAAUAAUAUAAAAAAACUAAAUACACAUACACCGCUUUGUUCAGCCAGUCUGCAGUUGCACGCAUAGCACGCCACGCUAAAGAAAAACACAAACAGCACCGCAAACAUUUCACGGUUUCUCAAAACAUCCUCCUCUUUAAUUGGCUUAAUCAUCAUCAUUUUGGUUGCAAUCAGUAUUAUUGUAAUCUUUAUUCAGAUGAAUACAUCACCACAGUUCAGCAUUUACUCCUCCACAAUGGUUCUGGCCGACCCACGAUUACAAACAGCCUCUUCGUGUUUCAGGUGGACACAUUUCAUUUUUUGUGUAUGUGUUGUUUUUUUAUGUAUUGCACAAUAUUAAACAACG
Messenger RNA from Scomber japonicus (chub mackerel), 2589 nucleotides. Its product is annotated as cyclin-dependent kinase 12-like. The transcript has 4 exons. Bases 142 to 2115 code for a protein of 657 amino acids. NCBI's taxonomy places the organism in Eukaryota, Metazoa, Chordata, Actinopteri, Scombriformes, Scombridae. The record is from RefSeq and is a predicted model, not a curated record.